AUGGAGAACCUUUGGGGACCAACUGUGCGACUAGUGUACAAGUGUGCCAACAGCAGGCAGUUUUCCACCAUCGACGAGCUGCGAACUGCGGUCAUGGGGGCGUGGAGGACAUUGACCCUUCAGUCCUCAAGAACUUAA
Messenger RNA from Haemonchus placei, 138 nucleotides. Lineage: Eukaryota; Metazoa; Nematoda; Chromadorea; Rhabditida; Trichostrongylidae. The record is from the annotation of a GenBank genome assembly.